GGCAUUUUGUAUUUUAGAGUAUUUAAAGAACCAAUGACAAGUGUAAGUUUUAAAAAGGCUGUGAAAUACUAGUCUAACGUUCUUUUAUGUUUAAUUUCGUGCAUAUCUUUUCAACACGCCUACUCAGUGCAUUACGGUAACGUGAUGUAGGCGUGCUUUGCGUCGGAAUGUACCAUUUUGGCCAACAAACCGGGAAGGAUUUUGUUGUGACAGCGAAGUAACAACCCGGCGGGGGGACACGGUCACAACAUAAGUUUGCUCAUCUUGGCUCAACAAUGGCCUUCAGUAAGGGAUAUCGCAUCUACCACAAGCUGGACCCACCCCCCUACAGUGUCAUAGUGGAAACGAGGACCAGAGAAGAAUGCCUCAUGUUUGAGUCAGGGGCUGUUGCUGUGCUAUCUGCAGCAGAGAAAGAGGCCAUUAAAAACACAUACACCAAGAUAGUGGAUGCAUAUGGAAUCCUAGGUGUCCUCCGCUUAAACUUGGGAGACUCAAUGCUCCACAGUCUGGUGGUUGUGACAGGAUGCAGCUCUGUGGGGAAGGUGCAGGACUCAGAGGUUUUCAGAGUCACACAGACAGACUUUAUAUCACUGAAGAAUGAUCCAGGAGAUGAGGACCGGAUUGCUGAGGUACGAAAGGUCCUGAACUCGGGACAUUUCUACUUUGCCUGGUCUUCCACUGGAAUCAGCAUGGAUUUGAGUCUGAAUGCACGUCGCAGGAUCCUAGAAGACACGACAGAUAACCGCUUCUUCUGGAACCAGUCUCUGCAUCUGCACCUCAAACACUAUGGAGUUAACUGUGACGACUGGCUGUUGAGGCUGAUGUGCGGUGGUGUGGAGAUCAGAACCAUCUAUGCCGGACACAAACAGGCCAAAGCCUGCAUUUUUUCACGUCUCAGCUCAGAGCGGGCCGGCACACGAUUUAAUGUCAGAGGAACAAAUGAUGACGGACAGGUGGCUAACUUUGUGGAGACUGAACAGGUUAUUUUCCUGGAUGACAGAGUCUCGUCAUUCAUACAGAUUCGUGGGUCCAUCCCUUUAUUCUGGGAACAGCCAGGAAUCCAGGUUGGUUCCCAUCGUGUCAAACUCUCCAGAGGAUUUGAGGCUAAUGCACCAGCAUUCGAAAGACACUUCACUGCACUGCGUAGGUUGUAUGGUAAACAGGUGAUCAUCAACCUGCUUGGAAGUAAGGAAGGGGAGCACAUGCUCAGCAAAGCAUUUCAGAGUCACUUGAAGGCAUCAGAGCACUCAUCAGCAGUGAAAAUGGUAAACUUCGACUAUCACCAAAAUGUGAAGGGAGGCAAGGCAGACAAACUUCACAGUGUCCUUAAACCCUCUCUCAGCAAGUUUAUAGAGGAGUGUGGUUUCUUCUACUACUCUGGAGAGUCCGGCAUCACAAGGACUCAGGGUGGGACCAUAAGGACAAACUGCCUGGACUGUCUGGACAGAACCAACAGCGUGCAAGCCUUUUUUGCCCUUGAGAUGCUGCCAAAACAGCUGGAGGAGAUGGGUCUGACAGAGAAACCUCAGUUAGUGGCCAGGUUCCAGGAGGUUUUUAGGACCAUGUGGUCUGCCAACGGAGACUCUGUCAGCAAAAUCUACGCGGGCACUGGCGCCCUGGAUGGCAAAGCUAAGGCGGGGAAGCUCAAAGAUGGAGCCCGUUCUGUAACAAGGACCAUCCAGAACAACUUCUUUGACACCUCUAAGCAGGAGGCUAUAGACAUCUUGAGGCUGGGCUCCACACUCAACAGUGACCUGGCUGACAAAGCUCGAGCCUUGCUCACCACUUCUAGUCUUUACGUCACUGAGCCGGUCUUACAAUCAGCCUCUCCUAGAGUAUUGCUGGGAAUGUGCCAGAGCUACCAAAAAUACACAAAGCCCAAGCAGAUCAGGGUGUGCGUUGGCACCUGGAAUGUCAACGGGGGUAAACAGUUUCGCAGCAUUGCUUUCCGCAACCAGACACUGAAUGACUGGCUGUUGGAUGCUCCAAAGAAGGCGGGUCAUCCUGAGUUUCAGGACAGCAAAGCCAACCCUAUAGAUAUCUUUGCCAUUGGCUUUGAGGAAAUGGUUGAACUGAAUGCCGGAAACAUUGUCAGUGCCAGCACGACGAACCAGAAACUUUGGGCAGCUGAGCUGCAGAAAAACAUAUCACGGGAUCACAAGUAUGUGCUGCUUGCUUCAGAGCAGCUGGUGGGCGUGUGUCUGUUUGUAUUCAUCCGCCCGCAGCACGCACCCUUCAUCAGAGAUGUUGCUGUAGAUACUGUAAAGACUGGGAUGGGUGGGGCUACAGGUAACAAAGGAGGUGUCGCUAUCCGCAUGUUGUUCCACACCACUAGCAUCUGCUUCGUCUGCUCCCACUUUGCUGCUGGACAGUCACAGGUCAAGGAGAGAAAUGACGAUUACAAUGAGAUCACACGCAGACUCGGCUUCCCCAUGGGUCGUCUGCUGUACUCACAUGACUACGUAUUCUGGUGUGGAGACUUUAACUAUCGGAUCAGCCUGCCCAAUGAGGAGGUCAAAGAACUUAUCAAACAACAGAACUGGGAUGCACUGACAGCAGGAGACCAGCUGUUGGAUCAGAAGAAUGCUGGUUUGGUUUUCCGAGGUUUUAUUGAGGGGAAUUUAGAUUUUGCCCCUACCUACAAGUACGACCUCUUCUCUGAGGAUUAUGACACCAGCGAGAAAUGCCGUACACCAGCCUGGACUGACCGCAUUCUCUGGAAGAGGAGGAAGUGGAACUUUGACAAAACAGCUGAGGAGAUGAAUGUAGUAGGAGCAGCUUCCACAUCUGGAGAAAAAGAGGACAAUCCUGAACACCCUUGGAGUCCUGGGACUCUAAAGUACUAUGGCAGGGCUGAGCUUAAGACCUCAGACCACAGGCCUGUGGUGGCAAUAAUGGAUGUGGACAUCCUGGAGGUGGACCCAGAGGCUCGGCACCAGGUAUACAAAGAUGUCAUCGCCUUGCAGGGACCUCCAGACGGCACCAUCCUGGUGUCACUCUGCUCCUCUGGCCCUGACGACUACUUUGAUGAUCCCCUCAUUGACGAGCUGCUGGACAAGUUUGCUAAUUUUGGAGAGGUCAUUCUCAUCAGGUUUGUUGAAGAGAAGAUGUGGGUGACUUUCCUGGAAGGAUACUCUGCUCUUGCUGCUCUUUCUCUCAGUGCUUCCACUGUGCUUGGUAAGGUGAUUGACAUCCGUCUGAAGAGUCCAGGUUGGAUCAAGAGUCUAGAGGAGGAGAUGAGUGUAGAGAGGAUCUGUGGAAGCAUCCCCACCUCAGCCAGCUCCACCCUGCUGGCUGAGGACACUGACAUGGGCGAUGACGAUUACGAUAUGGAAGGUGAUGUGGAUGAGGAAGUGGAGGAGAUUCUUCCUCAGCACCUGCAACCCGGUUUAGGCUCUGGCCCUGGAUCUUCCCCCCUCCCCUCCCCCCGCAGCAGUCCCUGUCCCUCCCCCACCCACGGUGAACCUGCAGCUCCAAGCAGGCCCAGUCGUUCUGCACAACCUCCUCGACCUUCAACAGAUUUAAGUCCCGCAUCACAGAGGAGAGACAUGCCAGGGCCUCCUGUUGACUUCCAGCCCGGUGCUCCCACAUCUCAAAGCAUGGAGCCAAAACGCCCUCCCCCUCCUCGUCCCAAUGCCCCACCAGCCAGACCAGCACCCCCUCAACGCCCGCCACCACCAUCAGGCGGCAUGAGCCCCCUGCCAGGUAGAAGGGACUCUGCAGACUCUGGGAAAUGUCCCAGCCCAUUCCUGGGUAGGAGAGGCAGUGAAGGACCAAAAAGCCCCGCUCUUCCUCGGCCAGAUGCUGCAGGUCGGGGUCAGGCAGCAGUGGGGGCUCCUGGUCCUGGAGGUGUUUCCAGACCAAAUAUCCCACCUCGAGCUGGGGUAAUCAGCAUGCCCCCUCAGUCUCGCCCGCCACCUCCCUCCCACCCUGGAGCACCCAGACCCAUCCCAGAGGUGCAUCCUGGGGCCCCUCGGCCCAUCCCAGACACCCACCCAGGAGCCCCACGACCUAUUCCCAGUGCACAGGCUAAACCUCCUGACCUGCCUCCAGGUCCUCCAUCUUCAGGACAUCCUCCUACAGAGCCCCCUACAGCAAGACCCCAGAUUCCCCCACCCAUGCAGCCCCAGCCAGCUGCACCCCCAGCUCAGUCCCAACUCCCUGCACCAAUGCAGCCCACACUGCCACAGCAGGGUGCAACUGCCGCUCCCCCUGCUGGGCCUCCACAGGCUCUCUCCUCUCCUAAACCCCCACCACGUUCUCGCUCCUCUCAUGCUCUGCCACCUGAUGCUGCCAAGUCUGAGACGGCCCCAGCUGCGCAGACUAAUGGACUGAAUGGGAUCCAAAGAGAAGCACAAUGGAAGGCCGACCCCUUUGACACACUUGCACCUGACUUCCUCUCCUCUGCCUCGUCCACGUCCUCUUCCUCCUGGCACAACACCCAGUCCUUGACCAGAGGCUCCUCUCUGCGUGCACCCCCUGCCAUUCCUGCCUCUAAGUCAUCUUCCAAGUCAUCCUCCAACACUCUUCCUUCAUCCUUCUCUCUCCAGUCAUCUGCUCUGUCUGACCUGCAAUUCCUUGAUUCAUCAUCCUCAUCCUCUCUCUCCACACCAUCACCUUUUGCCUCCUCUCUGCUCCCACCCCCACCGAUCCCAUCUCGCAGCCGCUCGCAAGAAACGCUCCGUGCCUCCCCAUGCGCCUUCCCGACCGACCCGCUUCCUGCCAGACCCAGUAGCACCAACCCAUUCACAGGUCCUCUGGUACAGCAGCAGCAGCGGUCGCUCACACCGGAUUUUAGUGCACAACGUCCCGCCCCCACUCAAAAUCUUCAGAGGACAAUGUCUGCCUUUACUCAGCCUCUUAUCCCAACACCAGCCCCUACCCCUGCACCCAUCUCCCAGCUCCAAAGGACCAUGUCCCUGUUCGGGCCAACACCCACUUCAGAUCCUAUACCUCCCUCUCUGCUGCGCCCCCUCCAUCCUGACCCAUCUGCUGCACCCGCUUUGCCUCUGGCGCCACCCUCUUCCCUUCCACCUGCCCUCGCUCCUCGUCACCAACUGCCUGCCCCUGCAGGGAAAAAGCAGUGGGUCACUUUUGAUGAGGAUUUUGAUUUCACAAUAAAAAACAAAACACCACAGGCCCCAGCUGUCCCCUCCAGGUCUCAGACUCUGCCUCAAGCCCCCUGCUACAUGUUCGACUCAGAACCCGACUGGUUAACCUCAGCCACCUCUGUAUUCCCAGACCUCCCUCCUCCCAUUCCUACCAGGACUGCAACCACUAACCCAAAGCUCCCAGAGGGACCCAAUGACGACUGCUUCUUCUCCAGGGAGUCCACAGAAAGAUAGGAUAACUUAGUGUAUAAAGGGCAUAUCCAGAUAUGUAUAGAUCUAUGAUAAAUGUGUAUAUGUUUGUGUAUGUACAAAAGAGACAGUAUUUAAGAAGUAUAGACCAAUCCCAUUCUGAGCAGAGGAUUAAUGUUCAAGCAGUAACAUGAGAAGUGUACAAUCCUACAUGUGUGUUCCAACACAGAUGUUUGCUUGUGCCCUGAUGUGUCAACUUAUUUUGAUAUCAAUCCAUCUGAUUUAUUUGUGGCAGCAAAUGUGUCUGUGUCCACAGUAUAUAUACCCAGUCAAUGUAUAAAAAGUACAUGUAUACGCACAAAACGUGUGUGCAACCACUUGUGCAAUAUCAAAACAUGUCUGUGUGGCUGUGCAGCUUUCAGUGUUACCUUUGCAAUCGCUGGCUGAAGCACUGCAGAUCACAUCCAACCUUUUGACUGAUCUGUAAGUCAGAGCCGGAUAGUCUGAGCAGAGAGUUAGCACUCUACGUACUCAGCUGAACACUGCAGGUUUUACUUUUAUCUUUGCUUUGACUUGCAAGGAUAAUGCUCUUUUUUGUCUGAGGGGUGCAAAUUUAAGAGUUCUGCACUUGAUUUUUAUCAUGAAUGUAAUUUGUUUCACGGGCAUUCUGUCAUUGCUUCACCAGACAUCGUCACAGCCAGUCCAACUGUUCACUGCUGCAGGUCUGACACUCUACAAUAUCAGCUCAUCUCCUUAAACCAAGAGGUUUUUGUUCUGUCAUUUUAUCCGUGAGAUUUUACUCUUUGCAUCAUAUAUUUUGUAGCUCUAUAUUAAGACCUAUACAUAGUGAUUAUGUAUAAAAUGUGGGUUUUCAGUAUGAACAAUUCCUGCUUAACGUGUGUGAUUGUAUCAGUGGUUUGCAAAAAGUACCUGAUAUGCACUGAGAUGCUUGUUGGUUGUGUUCUUGAGCGUCAAAAGAAGCACCUGCAGACUGAACAGAUGAGAGAGGCUUUAACAUUUAUAUUGUUUUCAUCCAAAGCAUUUAAGCGUUCUUACAUUGUAAAUUCAGAGAAUGUGGCUCCUGGGUGCGUGUGUAUUCUCCCAAGUACAACAGGAUCAGUGAACAAUGAAAGGGCACUUUUUUUUACUUUGUUAAUGCAGAAGUCAUGCUUUUAAUUUCCAGGAACAUUCACCCUAAAUAAUCUAUUGUUGAUACUGUGGUGAGAAGUAAUGUGUUGUGUUUGAGGUGCAUAUUGUCCGUUGUGGUGUUUGUGUUUGAAUGUGAGUGUGUGUACAGAGUUCAGAGUGGACUUAUUCCUUAUCAAGAAGUCUUUUCUUUUAAAUCACACAGUGUAUUUGCUUCCAGGUUCCACUAUACUCACUCACUUACAACUAAUUUUUAAUUCUGCUCUCUAGCCUAAAAGAGCUGUGGAGCUGUUGCCCAAGGUUUCUAUUCUCAACAGUACCUGAGUUUUUCUCUGUAGCAGUACCAUAAGAUUAGUCACUACGCUGACUGAAUAUACAGACUCAACUUUACUUUGUGCUUGAACCAAAUGCACCACCAGAUACACAUUUCCAGUCAAGUGUUUGCUGUUUCUUUCCCGAGCGCACAUUCCACACAGUAAUGUGAUUUUGAGUGUUGGGUGUCAAACUCUUCUUUAUUGAUCUGAUCGAUAUCCGUUUUCUCCUAAGGGAUGGUUAAUGAACCCAGCUGAUUUCAUGAGGUGUGUGUGCAUAGGUGAUGUGUCAGUAUUUCAAUUUCAACCAUACACUGCUGAUGACGAGUUGAACUUGUCAGGGUCAAUGUUGACAAGCAAUAGUUUUGCUAAAGGAUCAUUGAGACUACAAUCCUUUAUUACAUGACACAUGCAAGAUGUCAAAUCAGACCGCUUCCCCCAAAAGCUUCAGAAAUUAUACAAAAAAAUCUUUAAGGGAUUUGAUGGAGGAUCUGACCCAUGAUAACUAAUGCUUUUGCGCUUUAUUAAACACAGUAUAAUAGACAUAUAAAGUAGUUGUCAUUCACUGCACUGAAAGCAGAAGCUAUCUGUGUAAGCAAGUGUAUAAGGUUGCCUCUGCUUACAUGUCGAUGUCAUCUGUCAAAUGCAUUUAUUGUGUUAUCCAAAUGUGUGCAGUAGAUAACUGGUUCCGCAUUAACAGUAGGUGACUAGCCAGCGCUUUGUGUCAUGUUCAGAUUGAGAUUUUAUAGGAAAACAAAUGCUCCUUUUGUGAGGUCAGUGUCCCUUUUUAUGGCUAUAAUCCAUAGUAAAUAAGAGUCUGUGUUGUUGAACAUAUUGUACGUAUUAAAGAGAAAACAUGAAGCUGCGAUUCAUGUUAAUAUCCAACGUUCCAUAUUUUAAGUGCACAGCAGGCUGCACAUUUAUGUAUGAAGCAGUUUAUGUUGUAUGUAUGCAAAAAUAAAUGUAUGUUUACCUCA
Cheilinus undulatus (humphead wrasse) is the source of this 7734-nucleotide messenger RNA. It is a transcript of the gene synj1, whose product is annotated as synaptojanin 1. Gene Ontology annotation, biological process: synaptic vesicle endocytosis; phosphatidylinositol dephosphorylation. Lineage: Eukaryota; Metazoa; Chordata; Actinopteri; Labriformes; Labridae. Gene Ontology annotation, molecular function: nucleic acid binding; phosphatidylinositol-4,5-bisphosphate 5-phosphatase activity. The transcript is spliced from 33 exons. The coding region runs from base 276 to 5345 and encodes 1689 amino acids. The record is from RefSeq and is a predicted model, not a curated record.